Coccinella septempunctata (seven-spotted ladybird) is the source of this 2377-nucleotide messenger RNA. RefSeq names its product cap-specific mRNA (nucleoside-2'-O-)-methyltransferase 1 (gene Cmtr1). Gene Ontology annotation, biological process: 7-methylguanosine mRNA capping. The transcript has 12 exons. NCBI's taxonomy places the organism in Eukaryota, Metazoa, Arthropoda, Insecta, Coleoptera, Coccinellidae. The coding region runs from base 139 to 2208 and encodes 689 amino acids. The record is from RefSeq and is a predicted model, not a curated record. Gene Ontology annotation, cellular component: cytoplasm; nucleus. Gene Ontology annotation, molecular function: methyltransferase cap1 activity.
CAAAGAUUAUUUCUUACGAAGAAAAAACGUAAUUCCAAAGGAAAAACAUAAUCUUGAGUGAUUUCAAAGAGAAUUGUGUUUCAAUCAAAUUUCAUAUUCCAAAUAACCAUUCCAAAUCCAUCAGGUUUUUUCAGAAAUAUGGCCUUCUCUUCUGAAAGUCCUGCCGAAGGGAAGCAAAGUAAAUUUUUCAGACCUAAAAGUAAGGUGACAGGACUUAGAAGUGGUUUAAUUGAAAUUUGGGAUUCAUCAUCAGAUGCUAACAGUGUUCAAGAAUCCGUUGAAUGGCUUGAAAAUAAACAUUUACUUGAAAGUACUUUUGAGAAACUACAAUCCUACCUGAAAGUUGGCAAUCCAGAAUGCAUACAGUCAAAUGUUUAUGACUUCUGUGACAAAGAAAUAUAUGAUAGUAUAUCCCAUGCAAAGAUUUUAUUUGACGAAUUCAAACUUGAAGAUAUUGCAGUGUCCAGAGGGAGGGCUAAUGUUUUCGAAAGGAUCAGGUCAUUAUUCUUUAUGAACAGAGCAGCUUUAAAAUUAGCUAACAUCGAUGCUGUUACAAAUUUCAUGUUCACCAAUGUUGAAAAAAAUAUUUAUCACGGUGAUUCAAAGGGACCAUUCUAUUUUGCCGAUGUUUGCGCAGGACCCGGCGGAUUCACCGAGUAUAUUCUAUGGAGAAAAUCUUGGCUUUAUAAGGGUUUCGGAUUCACACUCAAAGAUGACCAUGAUUUCAAGUUACAUGAAUCACGUUGCGCAUCAACAUUUUCAUUCCAAACUUUUUAUGGUUCAACAGGUGAUGGUAAUAUCUGUUGUCCAGAUAACAUAACGGACUUCAAGAGGAAAGUUUUAUUUCAAACGAACCAGGAAGGUGUGCAUUUCAUGACAUCGGAUGGUGGCUUCAGUGUUGAAGGAAAUGAGAGUCUGCAAGAGGUUUUAUCGAAAAAUAUUUAUGUAUGCCAGUGUCUAGUAGCAUUAGAAAUUGUGAGAAGCCACGGCUAUUUUGUUACCAAAAUGUUUGAUGUAUUCACCAGAUUUAGUGUUGGUCUCAUAUAUUUGAUGUAUAGGUGUUUUAAAAGAGUUACAAUUGUAAAACCAAAUACCUCAAGACCAGCAAAUGGUGAAAGGUACCUCAUUUGUUACGACCUUCAGAAAAACGAGGAAGUAGAAAAUAUUCGGGAAUAUUUGAGGUUCAUCGCGAAAAAAUUAUGGGAUUUGAAAGGUGUGGAACAAAAUGAUAUAUUGGAACUUGUACCAAUGAGAACAAUCAAGGAGGAUUCAACAUUUUCUAAUUAUAUCUUGGACAGCAAUAACAAACUAGGAAAACGGCAAAUUGAAGCUUUAAAAAAGUUGAGAAUGUUUUGCAAGAACUUGAGUCUACAAGAUCCCAGACAGUAUGAAUUUCGUAAAAAAUCUUUAGAUUUUUGGCAAUUGCCAGACAGAACGAGAAGUGAUUUCGAGGAAGAAAAUAAGAAAAAGAUCCUAUUGAUGGAUGAUUAUUUGGAGAAAACAGAUUGGUUGAAACUUCCUCCAUUACCUAUCGAGGAUAAGAAGUUCCUACAAAACCUUUGCAGUCACGAAGAGGAGUGGUUAUUUUGUGCACUUUAUUCUACACGCGAAAAAAAUAAAUGUAAUAUAUACGCAGGAUUUGGAUCCAAAACUUGUAGGUGGCAGGAUAAAGGGUGGGUUAAAAUUAAAAACCUCAAAUUGAGCCCAGGAACUAUUCUUUAUGGGGAAAUAGUGAAGGAAACCUUGACAUUUGACAUAGCAGAUGAAGAUAGCGAUCAUUACAGACAUUGUCUUCACAUAAUAGAUGCUAUGUAUUUGGGAGAUAUUUGUUUGACAGAGCUAUCAUUUUCGAAUAGGAUGGAUUUAAUAACCAUAUACGCAGAGUCUCUGAACCAGGAAUUCGAUGAGAAAAGAAUUCGAAUUAGAAAAAAACCAAUUCAUCCGCUCAACUCAACGUCUCUUUCGAGUAUAAUCCACAAAGAUUCUGAUGACUUAGUUUAUCAGUAUAUUUUACCCACCCUUGGAUUCAAGAGUCAGAGAGAAUGGCAUAGGAUAAAUUCAAUUAUGUUUAUGAAAGGACGAAGAUUAUCAGAAGAUGUUCCGCAGCAGUUAAUGUUUGCUCUGCGUUCUCAGCUUUUUUUGGACGACAGUGAUGCUGGAUUUUUCGAUACUUUAAUCGUAAAGUUAACUGAAACUGCUUCAAGAUGAGGAAGGCCUGAUGCCAUCACCUGGGCAACUUGGAAUCUCGUGAAGUUCUGACCAAACAAUAAGUACACAUGAGUUAAUCAUAUUCCAUCUUACCUCAAUUGGAAUACAAAAAAUGCAUACAUAUUACAUUCAGAGUGUACUAUUUUUUAUAUAUAAUAAUAAUAAUAAU